This is a messenger RNA of Xenopus laevis (African clawed frog), 726 nucleotides long. RefSeq names its product vomeronasal type-2 receptor 26-like. Lineage: Eukaryota; Metazoa; Chordata; Amphibia; Anura; Pipidae. The transcript has a single exon. The record is from RefSeq and is a predicted model, not a curated record. The annotation marks the transcript as partial.
UUCCGAGACACUCCAUUAGUGAAGGCCAACAAUCGCAAUCUGAGCUUUAUUCUCCUUUUCUCCAUCAAGCUGAGCUUUUUCUCUGUGUUUUUGUUCCUUGGUCGCCCAUCUGAUAUAACCUGCAUGCUCCGACAAACCUCUUUUGGUAUCAGUUUCUCCAUAGCUAUGUCUUCUGUCCUGGCAAAAACAAUUAUGGUUUGUAUUGCUUUCAAAGCCUCCAAUCCUAAUAGUCCUUGGAGAAAAUGGUUGGGAUUCAAAAUCACAUAUUUUAUAGUCAUUAUUUGUUCAUUCAUUCAGUUUCUAAUUAGUGCUAUCUGGCUGAUCAUUUCUCCCCCAUUCAUGGAGCUCAACAUUCUGUCUGAACCUGGAAAAAUCAUCAUUCAGUGCAAUGAGGGCUCUGUCAUUGCCUUCUAUAUUGUCCUCUCCUACAUGGGAUUGUUGGCAUCUGUGAGUUUCAUUGUAGCUUUCUUGGCUCGGACAUUACCGGACAGUUUUAAUGAGGCCAAGUACAUCACUUUCAGCAUGUUGCUCUUCUGCAGUGUUUGGAUCACAAUGAUCCCGGCCUAUCUGAGCACCAAAGGCAAAUACAUGGUGGCAGUGGAAAUAUUUGCCAUAAUCUCUUCAAGCUGUGGCCUUCUCUUCUGUAUAUUUCUACCCAAAUGUUACAUUAUUAUAUUUAAGCCAAAUAGGAAUACAAAGCAAUAUUUACUGGGGAAUAAUAAAUAG